GGUAUCAGCCUGACGUGAAAAAUUAAAGCGCUCAAAUAAAAAAGCAAACCUGAGCAGAUAACAACAACGCGGUGCAGUUUUCAGUGUAAAAGAACUUGCAUUUAGCAAAAUAUCGGACAAACCCGCAUUGCUAUGGCUGACCAAUACGGUGGAUACGCCAGUAAGGAUUUUGGGGGUGCUGCUCCGUAUAGCGUUCCUCCACCACCGAUUAAUCAGAGCUACAGUCAGCCUCCCCCGAUGAGCAAGUUUGGUGGUGGGGGUACCGGCAGCUACGGACAGCAGAGUUCCGGUUCUGUUGGCGGUGGAUACGGUGGCCAAAGUGAUUAUAACGGUGGCGGAGGUCGUGGCGAUAGUGGUGGCUACGGUGGUGGCAAUCGUGGCGGAAACAGCUACGACAGAAGAGGUGGUAACCAAACCGGCGGAUACAGCAGUGGCGGCGGCAACAAGGGUGGUUAUAACAAAGGCGAGGGUGAAAUGAUCACACAGGAGGAUACAAUCUUUAUCCAAGGAAUGACACCGGAAACUACGGAAGAGGAAAUUGCCGAACGUUUCGGAUCAAUUGGUGUGAUAAAGCGUGACAAGCGUACGCAGAAGCCCAAAAUCUGGAUGUACAAGGAUAAAGAAACGGGCAAUAUGAAGGGUGAAGCCACUGUCACCUAUGACGAUGCUAGUGCCGCACAGUCCGCCAUCGGAUGGUUCGAUAACAAGGAAUUUAACGGGGCGAUUGUGAAGGUGACGCUUGCGCAACGUUUUAGCAACUGGCAGAACAAGGGUGGCAGCCGGGGUGGCUUCAACAAAGGAGGAGCUGGAGGUGGUGGAUAUGGCGGGGGCAGCCGGAUGGGCGGUAGUGAUCGCGGUGGAUCGAGUGGAGGUGGCGAUCGUGGUGGCUUCAACCGUGGCGGUGGAGAUCGAGAUGACAGCAGAUCAAGACCUCCACCUGGUGGUGGAAUGGGUGGAGGAGCACGUGGUGGAUUCGGCGGUGGAGGUGGCGGCGGAAGCGGCGGUGGACAGGAUCGCGAAGGUGACUGGAAUUGUGGCGAAUGUAACAACAAAAACUUUGCUUGGCGCAAUGAAUGUAACCGCUGCAAGGCGCCGAAGGGUGAUGGGGCCGGCAGUGGCUCCGAUGGUGGCAGUCGCGGAGGGUAUGGAGGUGGUGGUAAUCGGAAUGGCGGUGGAGCGGGAGGUGGCCGAGAUCGCGGUUCGUUCGGAGGGGGACGGGGUGGCGGUGCCGGCGGCCAGGAUCGUGGAUACGGCGGCGCGAAUCGCGGAGGACGCGACAAUGGGGGCAGUGGAGGAGGUUACGGUGGCGGAGCGAUGCGGGGAAAUGACAGAAACAACCGGAAUGAUCAACGACAACGCCCGUACUAGGAUAUGCAGGUUGCCAACUUCUUAGAGACACGACAUUCAUGUAACACAUAUUCAACCAGGGAAUCGAUGUCAAAUUUAUUUGUCAACCAUUUAGCAUCAUAGUCAACAGUAACGGCGUGUAUAAGUCAGGACAUAUACGUACAUGUUUCGUACGUAUUGGAGACAGGUUAGGGUGUAUCAUCGUUAAACUUGACGCUCGUCGUGCAGGAGAUUGGUAGGGACCACAAACCUAUCGCACACUAUCACUUUCUGGCGCCAAAUAGGUAUAGAGUUGGAAUUUAGGUUUGGGGCCCAUCGAAACAAUAUACAGUCGGUAAUGCAGCGAUAACAUGGUUCAACAGCAAACCGGGACUGACCGUAUGUUUGGGCGACACGACGAAAAGAAAAGGAAUUAAUUGAUGUAAAGGCGAAUUGUACAUGUAUUAUUUAGUGCACGUUUUCUUUACUAAGCAAAUGCUUGGGAGGCAAAUAUCUUCUUUUAGGGUCGCAUCUUCUGACGGUCGGAAUGGAUGGAACAGCCUCAGGAGGUUAGCAAUAACUACAGAUCACAUCAUUAGGAGAAGAGAAGCGAAGAUUAAGUCUAAAAUAAUAAUGCAUUAAAAAUAUCCACCGUCCUCCAGACACACGCAGCUGGUCGCUAGGGAGAGAUUUACCACGUAACACAAUUAGAAAGAAUAAAUAUAAGUUGAA
Messenger RNA from Anopheles moucheti, 2058 nucleotides. RefSeq names its product RNA-binding protein cabeza (gene caz). The record is from RefSeq and is a predicted model, not a curated record. Gene Ontology annotation, molecular function: RNA binding; transcription coregulator activity. Lineage: Eukaryota; Metazoa; Arthropoda; Insecta; Diptera; Culicidae. The transcript has 7 exons. The coding region runs from base 133 to 1368 and encodes 411 amino acids. Gene Ontology annotation, cellular component: nucleus. Gene Ontology annotation, biological process: regulation of DNA-templated transcription.